Helianthus annuus (common sunflower) is the source of this 3010-nucleotide messenger RNA. RefSeq names its product general transcription factor 3C polypeptide 3. Gene Ontology annotation, molecular function: protein binding. The transcript has 19 exons. Gene Ontology annotation, cellular component: transcription factor TFIIIC complex. The record is from RefSeq and is a predicted model, not a curated record. Bases 159 to 2945 code for a protein of 928 amino acids. Lineage: Eukaryota; Viridiplantae; Streptophyta; Magnoliopsida; Asterales; Asteraceae. Gene Ontology annotation, biological process: transcription by RNA polymerase III.
UCCAAUAAAACCUGCAGAAGAUUCAAAAUCCCCAAACGCCGGCUAAUAGUUCCUGCGAAUUUGCUGGUCAAAAUCAAAGACGAGCUGCUUGUUAAACAGAGCUCCUUCUUCCCGUCGCUGCCUGAUCGCAGACUCAGUUCUUCGAGAGCAGAUUGGCGAUGGAUGAGAAAGAAACUAGUGGUGAUGAAAUGAAUAUGGACGAUCUUCACAGCAAUCAGAAAGAGACCGUUGAAUUAGCCUCUGCAACAGAGGAUACGGAUAAAUACAUAGAGAAUCAAACUGACGACGAUAGUAGUGCUGAAGAAGAAGAAUCUGAUGAUGAGGAAGAAGAUGAUACAGAAGAAACUUAUUCAUUAACAUCUGAAGGAGAGAUAAAUCCAUUGGCUCUCACAGAGUUUGAUCCUUUUCAGCAUUCGGAACACAUGGAGUAUGAAGCUUUGGCUGAUAAAAAGCGUAAAGCAAUCCUCGAUUAUGAUGAUGAAGGAAUGCCACUAGGAAAGAAGUUGAGACUAGAAGAUCGUUCUCCAGCAGAACUUGAUGAGUUGAUGGCGGAACUGACGGGAAAGAAAAGAAAGUCAAAGAAGAUUAAGAAAAGAGGCAGGAGGAAAGGAUCAAAGAAGAAAAUGAAUCCAGAGAUUACACGAAAAUUAGGUGAUGCUACACAAUACUUCGCAUAUGGGCGAUACAAAGAGGCCAUACCUCUAUUAAAAGAAAUCAUUCGGCUUGUACCGAAUCUGCCCGAGCCUUACCAUACACUUGGCCUUAUAUACAAAGCUAUGGGAGAUAAAAAGAACGCUCUAUAUUAUUAUAUGUUUGCUGUAUUUUUGACUCCCAAGGAUGUAUCGCUCUGGAAGCUUUGUUUUACAUGGUCUAUGGAAUUAGGGUUCUCUGGUCAAGCCUGUUAUUGUCUUGAUAAAGCUAUUAAAGCAGAUCCUGAAGAUACGGAUCUUAGACAUUUUCGGGCCUCUUUUUUGGUUGAUCUUGGACUAUAUCAAAAGGCUGCUGAAUCGUAUCACCAAAUCUGGCAACUUCAUCCUAAGAAUCUUGAAGCACUCAAGAAAGCAGCAACGUUGUACCAAAAAUGUGGUCAGCUAGAACGCAGUAUCAGCAUUCUCGAAGAUUAUAUGAAAAAGAACCUGAACGAUUCCGAUGUGGAUGUGGUUCGUUUGUUGGCGUCACUUCUUAUGUCUGAUAGUGAACAUGAAAAAGCUCUUCAAUAUAUCCAGGAUGCUUUUAAAGAAUUACCAGUUGACCUGUUGGUAAAAGCGGGAAUAUGCCAUGUUCAUCUUGGAAACUUGGAAACAGCGGAGGAAUUCUUCGGGGUGCUCACACGAAAGAAUGUAAAUGAUUGUGGUGACUUAGUUGUUGAAGUUGCAGACUCGUUAAUGAGUGUUAAGAAUCAUGAAUCUGCGUUGAAGUACUACCUGAUGUUAGAAGGGAGUGCUGGUAGCAAGAAAGGCCUAUUAAAUUUGAAUAUCGGGCGUUGUUACCAAUUUCUAAGUGCAAGAACACAAGCAAUUCACUACCUGUACAAAGCCUUAGAAGAACUUGAAGACGACAUUGAUGCUAGGUUAGAUCUAGCGUCAUUACUGUUAGAAGAAGAUAAAGAAGAUGAAGCGAUUUCUGUACUUUCUCCUCCAUCUGAUUCAGAAUCAAGAGUUGGUCUAACCUCUGAUACGGGGAAACCAUGGUGGACCGAAGGGAAAAUAAAGUUAAAGCUAUCUUACAUCUAUAAGUCCAAAGGUUCUACCAAGGUCUUUGUUGAAACAAUAUUUCCGUUAGUUCGUGAAACAUUGUAUCUUGAAACCAUUCAACGAAAGGCUAGACCAAAGAAAAGGUUACCAAAAAGCGUGCUGUAUAAAAGACUUCAAGUGCUGGAUGAAUAUCAAUCUGACAACGUAUUUCAUGGAUUCCGCCCCAUUGCUUCAUCUUCAGAUCUGUCUAAAGCUGCUCGAGCAAAGAAGGUGCUUCAGAAAAAAGAAACAAAAAGGCAAGAAAAACGAGCUGCAGCAUUGGCUGCUGGUAUUGAGUGGCAAAGUGACGAAUCGGAUGAUGAUGAUGAAUCUCCUACAUAUAGAGAACCUCCCCUGCCUAAUAUCUUAAAGGAUGACGAUCAACUUACACUUAUUGUGGAUUUAUGCAAAGGAUUAGUAUCAGUGAAAAAAUAUUGGGAAGCACUUGAAAUUAUCACAUCAAGUCUGAAGCUGGCACAAAACACUCUAUCAACAGAGAAGCAAGAGGAACUUCGAGUGCUCGGAGCACAGAUAGCAUAUAAUAUUGAUGGUCCCACAAACGGAUGGGAUUGUGCUCGAUACAUCGUUACCCAAAAUCCUUAUAGCUUCGCCGCAUGGAAUUGCUACUAUAAAAUUAUGUUACGAUCGAGGCUGGAUAAGCAUAAGAAAUUCUUGCAAGAGAAGUUUGUGAAACACGAAGAUUGUAUACCGGUUCUUUUAAUUAAAGGCCAUCAGUUCACAAUGCUUAGCCAACAUCAAGCAGCUGCAAGCUGUUACUUGAAAGCCUAUAAAUUAAUGCCUGAAAAUGCCUUGGUCAAUCUUUGUGUCGGAACGGCCCUGAUCAACCUAUCUCUCGGACUUCGACUUCAUAACAAGCAUCAAUGUGUUCUGCAAGGUUUAGCUUUUCUCUAUAACAAUCUUCGCCUUUCGGAAAAUAGCCAGGAAGCUUUAUACAACCUAGCCCGAGCCUAUCAUCAUGUUGGUUUAGUCUCGGUUGCAGCUACGUAUUAUGAAAAGGUGCUUGCAGUUCAUCAAAAAGAUCACCCUAUACCAAAGCUGCCAAAUGAUGGUCCGGAAAUCACUGAUGAUCUGAAGCCCGGAUAUUGUGACCUGAAAAGAGAAGCAGCUUAUAAUUUGCACCUUAUCUAUAAAAGCAGUGGAUCUGUAGAUCUUGCUAGGCAGCUACUUAAAGAUCAUUGUAGUAUUAAAUAAUAAUAAUGAUAUAUGACUUUUGGAAUGCCUGAACUGUUUAUUAACACCUAAAGGAUUUGGUCACA